Molecule: messenger RNA, 1485 nt
Organism: Micromonas commoda
Lineage: Eukaryota; Viridiplantae; Chlorophyta; Mamiellophyceae; Mamiellales; Mamiellaceae
Exons: 1
Coding region: 1-1485 (494 amino acids)
Source: RefSeq, a predicted model, not a curated record
AUGGCGGGGCAGGAGCCGGGGGCGGCGGCGCCGCAAGGGCGAGGGUUUCGGAUAUACGCGAGGCAAGCUGGGGAAGGGCUUCGAGCCAGGCCGAGGCUCCGCGCGGUGACCCUCGGGCCGGUCGCGUUGGUGGUGCUCCUGCUGCUGGCGUGGUCGUCCGCCAACGAGGGUGGCGCGGUCCAAAGGCGCGAGGCCAGGGGCGUGACGGUCGAGGAUUCGCGGGUACAGAACGCCGAGCCGGUGAAAGCGACGCCUGCUCAGGUCGUGAAGGCGGUCGUGCAGCCGGACGACGGGGGUUUCGUGCCGUUCGCGCGGCGCAAACGUCCGGGCGCGAGGGUCAAAUCAAAAUCCAACAACGAAGCCGCGAACGAAGCCACCGAGCAGACCGGGCCAGUCACGGGGGUUGAGGGUGAGGACGAGGAAGGGGUGCGAAGGUCAUCGCGCAAUGAGCCAAUAGUCGUCAAGGCAGAGGAUGUCGAGCGCGCCAGAGCGGAGUCGGAGGCGCGCGAGAGGGCGAUAGCCGAGGCGAGCGAGAGGAGGAAGGAGAGAGGGGAGAAAUCGCCGGCCAAGUUGUCCGAGGAGAAGACGGCGACGGCGUACUCCAAUCCCAACGUGGUCAUCGACAGCAAGCACGACCACCUGUUCGAGGACGACGACGACCAAACGGGCUCGGGCUCGGGUGAACCGAAGACGACACAACCGAAGAAGAAGACGGAUGAGCCGAAGAAGGAGAUGGAUCAACCGAAGAACGGCGGUCGGGUCGGGUUUUACCUGCAGAUGGCGAACGAGCCCAAGGCGACGCUGGAGCUGAUUCGGUCCGUGAGGGUCCACUUUCCCGACGCUCCGCUGUCGGUGACGUCGGACGCGGGCUCGUACGACUGCUCGGCGGCGUGCGAAACGUACGGGUGCGUGUUCACGAGGGAGGAUACCACCGCGGGAAUGCACGGCGGCGGCGGCGUCAUGGAGUACGUCCGGCGGCUGAAACGCGCGGCGGAGUCGGCGGAGACGGAAUGGAUCGUGCUGCUCGAGGACGACGUCAGGGUCGAACGGGGCGUGACGCGGUGGCCGAAGGAGGGUAUCGACGGAGGGGGAGUCCAGGACUGGAGGUGGACGGCGCCCCUGUCGAAGGAGCUACUCGCGGAGAUUGCGCGGCGCAACGGGGGAAGGGCGCCGAGCUAUAAGAAUUACGGUUUGUGCGGCGGCGCCAUCGUCCGGGCGUCCGCGCUGGCGAGCCUGCCCGACGACCUGCCCGAGGAGGAGAUGCGUUCGCUGCAGAAGAUGGACGACAGGUUCGGCAUGUGGAACGACGUCACCCUGAGCGCGCUGCUCAUGCUCGGUGGACACGCGCUGGAGCCUUGGGACGACGUCAAGCAAGGUAACCAUCCCGCGCACGCAACCGCGUUUGUGCACAACGACAAACGGUGGUACGGCGUGCGCAUGGACGCGGAGGACAAGAAGCUGUGCAAGCCGCAGGAUAAGGUGUGA